GUCGCUGCUGUCAGUCAGCCCGUUGUUGAAGCGACGUGUUCCACUGGAGCUGGAGCUUAGCCUAAAUGAAACAUCAAAAGGCAUUGAAAAGGAGUUCCUAACAUAAGAAAUAAGGAGCAUUAAGGUGUAAGCCUUCAUGUCAUGCUACAUAUGUAUCCCAUCCUGAAUGCUGGUUCAGGAGGUUCACAUCACAGCAUGUCAUUGUGAAGAGGGAACUUAUUAGGGCAGGAUGCAGUCUUCAAACCACCGACUGCGAGACAUGGAGCAGCACCACCCACUGCUGUCGGCAGGUGCAGAUGUCGAGACGGGGAGCCUGGCAGCCGGAGUGAUGGUUGGGGGUCCCCACGCGGGCCACACAGCAGGAAACCGCACACUGUGGUUCAUUCAGGACAGCUGUGGUAUGGUGUGUGCAACCAUGACCUGGUUCCUGGUGCUGUACGCUGAAUUCGUAGUAAACUUCGUCAUGCUGCUGCCCGCCAAGAACUUCUGGUACUCGCUGCUGAACGGGGCCACCUUCAACUCCCUGGCCGUGCUUGCAUUGGCCUCACAUCUGCGCACCAUGUUGACUGACCCGGGCGCAGUCCCCAAGGGCAACGCAACCAAGGAGUACAUGGAGAGCCUGCAGCUGAAGCCAGGAGAGGUCAUCUACAAGUGCCCAAAGUGCUGCAGCAUCAAGCCUGAAAGGGCUCACCACUGCAGUAUUUGUAAAAGAUGCAUCCGGAAGAUGGAUCAUCACUGUCCCUGGGUCAAUAACUGCGUGGGAGAAAAGAAUCAGCGGUUCUUUGUACUUUUCACUAUGUACAUAUCCUUGAUAUCUGCUCAUGCCCUGGGCCUCAGUGGGAUGCACUUCUUUACCUGUAUCAAAGUCCAGUGGAACGAGUGCAGUGAAUUCUCCCCAGGGGUGUCUGUGCUGCUGCUGAUCUUCCUCUGUCUCGAAGCCAUCCUCUUCCUCACUUUCACUGCUGUAAUGUUUGGUACGCAACUCCACUCCAUCUGCAACGACGAGACGGAGAUUGAACGUCUUAAAAAUGAGAAGCCCACAUGGGAGCGUCGCAUGAGAUGGGAUGGAAUGAAAGCUGUGUUCGGGGGUCCGCCCUCUCUGCUGUGGUGCAAUCCAUUCACAGGCCUGCGUCUGCGGCGUCUGAUGCUGUUGACCCACAGUCGCCGCGGCGGGUCUGAGUUUUCUGUCUGAGAGAAGGGCAGACUGAUGCAGCUCACCAACACUUGGUCAUCUCUAAAGCAAAAUCUCUUACAUGCCCUCCUCGGAUGGGGCCAGGAUGGAUAUCUGCUCCCUGGAGUUGUCCUUCAUGUGUGGGUGACAGGGAGACAGGCUGCUCCAGUGGGACUCCAGUGCAUCACAACCAACACUGAAAGUUUGUAUUCUCACUCUCACAUGCUGAUGUAGACCCAACACCUUCGGUCUGCACAAGUAUGGUAAACAGCUGGGAUAUGGUUCAAACAUGAGCAGCUUUUCGGUUAGUUUAUGUGUUUUAAAGUAACGCAUGCAGUAUGUAACUCAAGUGAGUCUUUUAUUCCUUGUGAGGCCGUCCAAGGUGCUGUUCAAAUUCAACUCAUGCACCUUCAGUACACAACUUCAGCAGUUUGUUUUCUUUGCUGCGCAGAUGAGAUUCAAGUUUACUGUUUGAUUUGGGGUUUUUUGGGGGGGUUUUGGGAGAAGGACCGGCAGCAAAUCUUUGAUCAUCACUGGACCCAGAUCUAAAUGGAGGGAAAAGCGUGAAACUGUUGCACUGAAUCCAGACAAGGGAAUCACAGUCAAGGACAUGCACUACUUAUACGGCACUCGAGAAAGCCUUUAUAUGGAGCAGAGUGGACAUCAGAAAUGGAUCUGUGCUGCCUUGAUUUGCAUGUAUAACAGCCCAAUCAGUCAGUAUCUCAGCCAGGAAAUGAGGCUUUCACUAUCUUUUAAAUGAACGAACAGGCGACUGUGAACACAAGCCUCAUGCUUAUUCAGCAGGACUGAUUGGCUUCUCCUAUCAUGUGUCAUGUUUUCCCUUCCGUGGGUUGAAAUCUUAUAUUCUUUUGGUUACUCUGACCAGUAGAAAUGCAUUUUCCCUUUUUAUUAAAUAACUGCUGAAACGUGUGUGUUAACUUUCAUCACAGUGACCAAUCCUCAACAGGUUAUCCUAAUGACUCACUGGAGAUGACUACUGUUAAUCUGAAUCUUUAUUUUGACAAAAACAUUUUUGUAUUGGUGGUACAUAAAUGUCCAUUUCACCACUCCUACAUGCUGCUCCACAGCUCAUUCUCCACAAACCUGCAGUGAUCCUCAGACCACUGAUAUGCCUCCCUGAGUUUCCAUAAUGAAGUGAUUGGUUGAGCGAGACUUAUUGUCAUUAAGUUUGUUUUGUUACACCGAUACAUCAGCUGUUCUUUGUGUGGAAAAAAACUGGAGGCUGCGUCUGUGUGUAGCUGGAACCCAUAUGCAUAUACAGCUGGAUACGACUCCAUAGCAUUUAAACCUGAAAAGCAAAACCUUACAAACUCCCUGAGACCGAGCCAAGUUUCAGACACGGUGGCUUUGCCUGCUCUUUGCCCAUCGUGUGGUGUGAUGUUUUUGAAAAGGAGAACUUAAAACACUAGCACAACCUCCUUUGGCAAGCUCUGAGUCUGUUCUGGGCCAAGCUCCAUUGUGCUGUCAGCCUGUAGAAUUAAAAAGGAGCUGCUUUUGCUAAAAGAGGCUGUGGGACAAGACUCAUUAUACAAGCUGAACAAAGUCUUGGGGAGCUCAGCAGAUGCUUGUGGAGGCCUUUCCCACUUCACUCCAGAAAUGUCAGGCCCGUAACAGCUAGCGGCAGGACAGUAGCAAAAACGUUUCCAGUGUUACUAGAACACGUAUCCAUGCCUUUUUUUAAAUCGUUCAGUCAAGUGAAUUUAUCAGCUUGCAAGAUUUUAUCAUUAUUGCCAUAUUUAUGAAAGUGUUUUCUCAAUUUGUGACAACUAGUCUCCAAUUUUUACUCUGUGUAAUUAUGGGCGUUUUGCACUGGAUGAAUGUGGCUUUUUGAAUCUAGAGUUCAGGAUUUAAAGUCAGGUUCUGACUCAUCAGCUGAUAUUGUCAAAUCUAGAUUCUCAAAGUCUCAUUUUUAUCGCGUGUCAGACAAUAUUUGUUCUCAUCUGUGGUCGUCAGGAGAAGUAAGUCUUUCUCCACUGUUUACACUAAAUGAUAUAUGAUGCUAAGGCUAAACUUCAAGAACAAGCUGUCAUUAGAAUGUAAAAUGUAUCUAUGUUGGGUGUGAGGGACACAGCACUGAAAGCUAACUGAUAUCAGGGGAAUUUAUUAUUUCGUUUCUCCUUUUAUUCUGCUGGACUGCAUCAACUCAGCAACUGUUUUCUUAUUAAAUGCUGGAAGAUCACUUUUAUCUACAUAUCUUAUAUGUAACAAUGACAUACAUUCUUUAUUUUCAUUUUUGUUCAUUCAGCAAGUCCCUUAUCCUAACAUGCUCAGUGUACUUUUUAUUUAAUGUGGUGCAAAAUGAAUAUGAAUAAAGUUAAGCCAAUACACAUGGCAUGUCUAUAAAUACUGUAUAAAUGAAAGACUAAAGAAUAUAUCAGACGUCUGAGAAUACAACAGGAACAUUCAUGCUGUUUAAAUUUUGCAGAUGCAAAAAAUAUCUUGCUAAUUAAGCAACAGCUGUCAUUAAAACUAGUUGUGGGGUGUUAACAGCAAAAAUGCAUUCAGAGCCAAUGAGAGGCCUAGUGUCCAAUAAACACACAAUGUUAUUAGAAUAGAAGUACAUAUCCGAGGCAGGACUAAUGCACUGCUAAACUUUGAUAUCUAUCUUUAGAAAGUAGCCGAACGUCAGAUCUAAUUAUUGAUUGACAAAUUUGACUUUGUUGACUGGGUAGAAAUAUUUAAUGUUGACUGGUAUCGCCUGGUUGAUGUAACACAAGUAACCCACAGUAGGAGUAGUCCCGUUUUCAUGACCAAAUUUAGAUGCUGUAAUCAUAAUGUCUGAAACUGGGAUUCUGUUACAGGAUGGGUAGUUUGACCGUCAUGUCCAGUAAUAGAAUCAGUGAAUGAUUAUUUUAAAGGAUUACACUGGUAUUUUGAGCCUUCCUCCACCUUCUGCUUUAUUACUUAGAAAGAAGAAAAAAUGCGCCAUCGCCAUGGGGAGUGGAUUCUGUGACGAUGUGCAAAAUUGUGUAAACCAAUACAACACUAUUCUGUCAGCGAUAAAGGGGAUUUGCACAGGAAAUCGAGGAUAAAGAACAAUUUAUGAUGAAUGUCUGAUUACAGAAUUACCAUCGACAUUGUCAUGAACAUUGAUAAAUGUUUUGUUUCCUACUCUUGAGAGAAUGUUUAUCAAGAACAAAAGUCCUCCAGCUUUAUAAACAAAGUAUAAAAGUUACUAUUAACAAAGUAUAAAUGGAAUGUUUUAUUUGAAUUUUUUUAAUUAAUGUGUCAUAAUCUAAUGUCAUAUCUUUAAUGUCAUUCUUUUA
Molecule: messenger RNA, 4458 nt
Organism: Scomber scombrus (Atlantic mackerel)
Lineage: Eukaryota; Metazoa; Chordata; Actinopteri; Scombriformes; Scombridae
Gene: zdhhc7
Product: zinc finger DHHC-type palmitoyltransferase 7
Exons: 8
Coding region: 230-1192 (320 amino acids)
Biological process (GO): protein targeting to membrane; peptidyl-L-cysteine S-palmitoylation
Cellular component (GO): endoplasmic reticulum; Golgi apparatus
Molecular function (GO): protein-cysteine S-palmitoyltransferase activity
Source: RefSeq, a predicted model, not a curated record